This is a messenger RNA of Culicoides brevitarsis, 2511 nucleotides long. RefSeq names its product nucleolar protein 14 homolog. The record is from RefSeq and is a predicted model, not a curated record. Gene Ontology annotation, cellular component: nucleolus; small-subunit processome; Noc4p-Nop14p complex. Gene Ontology annotation, biological process: maturation of SSU-rRNA. NCBI's taxonomy places the organism in Eukaryota, Metazoa, Arthropoda, Insecta, Diptera, Ceratopogonidae. Bases 16 to 2469 code for a protein of 817 amino acids. The transcript is spliced from 3 exons.
UUUCAAAAUAUCGUCAUGGCAAAAUCAAAGAAAUCCAAAAAUAAAUCGGACAAGCUCUACUCGAAACGGAGUAAGCCCGAAGAGAAGAAGCUAAAUCCCUUUGAACAGCACAUCAACAAGGAAAAACAUGCAAUUUUGAAUAAACAACUCAAAAACAGUCGGGGGAAUCCCGGCAAAGCUCGCGAUCAAGCCUUCAAGAUCCGCCAAGAGACCAUCGGCCAGGAAUAUCUCACGAAAUACAAGAAAAACUCCGUUGUUGAUCACCGCAGCGACGGCUACGAGAUGUCCGGGCGACAACACAAGAAAACCGCCAUUUACAACCUGAACGACGAAGAAGUCCUCACUCACAAGGGCCAAACGCUGCGUGAAAUUGAGCGACAUGACGCUCCCGAUGCCGAUCACGAUGACAGCGACGACGAACGUUUGGCUUCCGAGUACACGGAAGCGGCUCAUUUCGGUGGCGACGGGGAACCACGCGACCGAAAAAGUGUCAUUGACGAGUUAAUCGCCGAAUCUAAGCGUCGCAAGUCCGAAAAACUGAAGGAAAACGAGCAAAUGCUGGAAAUAACGCAAGCCCUCGACGAAAAUUGGAAGAAUUUGGUGCCGCUGGUGGGAAAAAUGAUAAAAACGGAUGACAUCAAGGAGAAACCAGACGAAUAUGAUCGAACGAUGCGAGAAUUGAUCUUUGAAAGACGCGGUGCGCCUACGAAUCCCUUAAAAAGUAAAGAAGAGGAGGAACGAUUGGAGCAGGAAAGACUGCGAAAACUCGAAAUUGAGCGAGAAAAACGCAUGAGAGACCCGAAUGAGGAAGAAAAAGCGCCGAAACACAAAUCCGCGGACGACCUAGAUGACGGAUAUUUCGCGGAGGAAGUCACCGACGACACGGAUCGGAUGGUGGCGUACGAAAUUAAUGCACGCGAUGCCGGAAUAAUCGACGAAAAUGAAGAAAAUGAGGAGGAAGAAGAUGAAAAAGAGGAAGAAAAUCCAGAAAAUGAAGAAUCAGAAGACGGUGAAGAAGAAGAAGACGAAUCUGAUGAAGAAGAAGAGGAAGAAGAAGACAAUUUGAGCGAUCUUAAAGCUUCGGACAGCGAAUCAGAAGACGAACAAGUUCAAAAUUCGACACAAAAUCCAUCAAAAAAGGCAGAAACUCCCAAAAAACCUCAAGAAAAGCCAAAAAUCGAUCCUUCCAUCAAUCAGCAAAAAGUUCCCGCCAAUUAUUAUGCCUUCGAAAAUGCUCUCAAAGACCGCACGCCAAAAGAGCAAGGCCUCAUAAUCGCCGCCAUGAUCCGGAACAACAAUAUUUUCGUCGUGCAUGAACGCAAAGACAAACUUCUCGCGUUAUUUGCCUUCAUCUUGCAAAAAAUCAACGAUUUGUUCAGUACAGCGACAAUUGACAACGUUUCCGAGCAUUUUCAAGUCCUGAAUCAAUUCAUGCCGCAUCUUUUCACGCUCGCCACGCAGCAUCCCGUCGAAACGAGCAAUUGUGUGAAGGAAGUGAUCAAAGAAAAGCAAGAAAAUUACAAAAAACAACAAAAAUUCUACCCGACUCUCGACACAAUUGUCUUUUUCAAGGUGAUUUCCGUGCUGUAUUCGACGUCAGACUUCCGGCAUCCCAUUGUCACGCCAGCUGUCAUCUUUCUCAGUCAAAUAAUGACCCGAAGUCGCAUCCACGGGAGACGUGAUGUGAGUUUAGGUCUCUUUUUGGCGACGAUUCACUUGGAAUAUAGUCAACUGGCGAAGCGAGUGUUGCCGGCAGCGUUUAAUUUCCUCAAUGGCAUCAUUUAUUUGUGUAUUAAGAAACGCCCCGCGGAACAAAUUCCGAUCGUUCCACCCUUCAGACAAGGUUCGUGUCUCUUGGUGCCCGAAAAACGUCUCGAAACGGAAGUUUCGUCGCUGAAAUUGACCUCCGCCGACCUACUUUCGAAUAACGUCGAUGAAGAAUUCAAAAUUCGAGCCUUAGCGACGACUUUGGGACUGCUCGUGGAAUAUCUAAAAGUGCAAGAAGAAAGUCCAGGACUGCAUUAUUUUACAAAAAAUGCCUUGCAAUACGUAGAAAAGUUGGAUAAAGAUCUCUUUCCGGAAGUAAUUGUGCAGAAAAUUGACGAAACCGUGGAAACGCUUAAGAAUUUCCUGCAAAUUAAAGUGAAGUUGCUCAUGCCGAGGGACACGAAACCAAAGGCGCUGCGACAAAUUGAUCCAAAGAUCGAAAAAGUGUUCGAUGGAUCGCGAAAACACAAAGUUACGUCGAAAGUGAAGGCGGAACGGGAAAAAUUGCUGCACAAAUUUAAGCGGGAGAAGAAGGGUGCAAUGCGGGAGAUUCGAAGAGAUAACGAGUAUCUCAGAAAACUCAAGUUGAAACAACAAAUCGAAAGCGAUCGCAUUCGAAAAGACAAAGUCAAGCGAAUUUACUCAGAAGCCUUCGCUCAACAGGGAGAACUCAACGCGAUGGAACGGAAAAAGAAACGAUAAAUCUACGUUCACCGAAAAUUCGUUUACUCCACAAAAAUUCUA